Molecule: messenger RNA, 210 nt
Organism: Loa loa (African eye worm)
Lineage: Eukaryota; Metazoa; Nematoda; Chromadorea; Rhabditida; Onchocercidae
Exons: 1
Source: RefSeq, a predicted model, not a curated record
GUGCUCGAAUGCGUUUUGGUAGCAGCAAUGUUAGUGGACAAUAUGGUCGAACAAUUGAUGAUAUCUUUUCGGCGCAAGAAUAUCGUAAUUAGGCAUGUUUUGAUACGGGAAUUAGACCGGAGGAACGACAAUCAAGAUGGUCACAUACAUACGGUGAAAAACCUGGUGCAUCAAUUCGUAGCUCAUCGCUUCCAUCAAGGGCUAUGUUAA